GGGCCCUGUGCUAGAACUCGUAAAUGUCUCCCAUGUCCAAGUUUAUUGAAUGAACGAGAAUCUGACGAAAUAGCGAAUUCGGUAUUAGUAAAGGAUUGCGUCCGCACAGUAGCGCGUGUCGAAACGCAUGUUAUAUUCGCACACACACUAUCAAGCAGAUAGCAGAUAUCCUUCGGUAAGGUCAAAAUGGCGGAGUUCCACAGUUGUCACGGCGAUAUUGCGGGCACCGGUUGCAUUAAUAGCGCGCGAGAACGUGACGCAAUACCGCGAAAUAAAUUGCCUAAUACGUCCGCUCGGGCAGUCUAUGACUUUACGUGGAUGGUUUACGCCGGCGUUUAUAACUUCCGAUAUAAUAGAGGAAAAAAGUAAAUGACAACAAAUUGUAGCUUUUCAUCAUUUUUUUGGUGAAAUUAAGAAAAUUUAUUCGAAUAUCAAAAUAUUAAACGAAACAUUUGUGAAAUUUUCACGAUAUUCAAGAUAAACGAAUACCAAUAGAUAUUGAUUAUUAAUUCCAACAAAUAAAAGAUUCGAUAGAAAAGCUAGCAAGGAGUGUACACUAAUAUCAGGGCAAGCGCACCGAAGUAAAUAUACGAUAGAACGAAGAAACUGACAUCGAUCCAGUACGCGUCGAUUUUGUAAAAUGUCGAGGGAAGAGGCACGAUCAUCGCGCAAGGAAAGGCAGGAAGAUAAGACGGAUCCGGGUGCUAGUAGACACGGGAACUUCAUGAAUUAUUACCAAUUCCAUCCUGCGGAAGAGCGCGUGCGACAACUUCCGCGUGGCGUGUGGCGGUCUGCCCAUCCGGACCGGAAAUACGUAGGCCUAGACGUCGGCUGUAACGCGGGGGAUUUAACAUUCGUGUUGCACGACUUUCUCGAGAAAGCUUUAUCGGCCGAUCAGUCGAAGGAGAUCCGUUUACUCGGCGUGGACCUCGAUCCGAUCUUAAUCGAGCGGGCACGGGAACGCAAUCCACGCCCGGAUCGUAUUAUUUUCGAGUGCCUCGAUUUUUUGACCGAGGAUUGUAACCGAGUCCUGAACGAGCAUCUUGCCCGAUUCGAAAAGUCACGAUUCGACGUCGUGUUCUGUUUCUCGGUUACGAUGUGGAUCCACUUGAACCAUGGGGACGAAGGGCUGGUGAAAUUUCUAGGAAAGGCUUGUUCCAUCACCGACAUGAUAGUGAUCGAGCCACAACUCUGGAAAUGUUACAGAAACGCGUCCAGAAGGCUCAGACGAUCGAAGGCAGAGGAUUUCCCGUUGUUGAAAACAUUGAAAUACACUGGAGAUCCUGUUGAGCAUAUUGAACGUAUAUUGAGGGAAUUUUGUAAUUUUCAAAGAGUCAUGGUUACGAAGAACAAUGAGUGGAAACGGAGACUAUUAAUUUAUGCGAGGACGUGAGCUAUCGCUCUUGAGAUUGAUGCGUUUCCGUACGCUAAUCGACGUCGAACGAGCGACAAGGAUAUAAAAUAUAUAUAUAUAUAUAUAUAUUUUAUAUAUAUAUAUAUAUUUUAUGCGAAUGCGGUUAAGAAUAUUAAUGUGAGUGAUGGAAUAAUUUCUGAUAGAUGAUUUGCAUAGAGAAAAGAUAGAUGACUUGCAUUAAU
Messenger RNA from Apis florea (little honeybee), 1596 nucleotides. RefSeq names its product putative RNA methyltransferase CG11342. Gene Ontology annotation, cellular component: cytoplasm. The record is from RefSeq and is a predicted model, not a curated record. Gene Ontology annotation, molecular function: RNA methyltransferase activity; O-methyltransferase activity. Lineage: Eukaryota; Metazoa; Arthropoda; Insecta; Hymenoptera; Apidae. Gene Ontology annotation, biological process: negative regulation of pre-miRNA processing.